CGAGAAUGGUUAUCCGUGUCCAUCUUUCAGUUUACUUUGGGCCUGAAGAAUGCUCUCGACAUAUUGGUCAUAUGAGUACAUGGCUGUUCAGUAGCAUUCUUUGCAAUGAUGUUGGAAAAUUAUGGUUCAGAUGAAAGGGGUGCUAACCCAGCACCUUAAACCCUAACCCGUGCACAAUUUUAUGCCUUCCGCCAAGCUAUCUCACGACUCACCUCUCACUCCACACCCUCCCCAUCUUCAACCUCACUUUUCCGUUUCACUUUUCCACUUACACAACUCACUAUUUUUCAUUGGAAUAGCCCUUUUCUUCAAGCCACACACCCCAACUCAUAACCCCGACAUCACCGCCAAAAUGAAAGACACCUACACCCUCCCCUCAGCAGCGGACAUGCACGUCCACCUCCGCAACGCCCCAGGCCCCAUCGCCUCCCUCGUCACGCCCACCAUCCGCCCAGCCGGCGUCGACACCGUCUUCGUCAUGCCCAACCUCGCCCCUGUCCCCGUCACCUCUGUUGACGCUGCUCUCGAGUACAAGUCCGCCUUGGAAGCCAUCGACCCAAGCGUCAAUUACCUCAUGUCUUUGUACCUCCACUCCUCCAUCACCCCCGAGGAGAUUGCCAAGGCCAAGAAGGCUGGCAUUGCUGGUGUGAAGGCUUACCCCAAGGGAGCGACUACCAACAGCCAAUGGGGUGUCGUGAGCUUUGAGCCUUUUGACGAGGUGCUCAAGGCUAUGGAGAAGGAAGGCAUUGUGCUGAACUUGCACGGGGAGGUGCCGAGUGAUAGCAGGGAGGGGGUUACGGUGAUGAAUGCGGAGAGCAGGUUCUUGCCUACGCUGAGGAGCUUGGUGGGCAAGUACCCCAAGUUGAAGAUUGUGUUGGAGCAUUGCACUACUGGGGAGGCGGUGGAGGCUGUGAGGGAGUUUGGGGAGGAUGUUGUGGGGACUAUUACUGCUCAUCACUUGAGCUUGCUGGUGGAUGACUGGUCCGCCAAUGUGCACCACUACUGCAAGCCCUCUGCCAAGUCCCCCGAGGACCGUCGGGCUCUUCUUCAGGCUGUUGUGUCCUCCAAGGGGAAGUUCUUCCUUGGUACUGACAGUGCUCCCCACGAUAUCUCCUCCAAGAAGGGCAAGGGCAACACCGCCGCCGGUGUCUUCACCCAGCCUUACGCCCUCGGCUACGUCCUCAAGGCUCUUGAGGAGGGCAUCGCCCGCGGUGACAUUUCCGACUCGGACGUCACUGACGGAGCUUUGGCCGGUUUUUUCUCCUCCUAUGGCCGCAAGUUCUACGGCUUGCCUCCUUCUGACAAGAAGAUCUUGCUGAAGAAGGAUGGUGCCACUGUUGAGGAGAGCUUGAAGAGCGAGCAGGCUGAGAUUGUGCCGUAUCGUGCUGGCGAGAAGAUUUGGAGUGUGGAGUGGCUUUGAUUUUGGGAAACAUGAAAAGGAAUGUCAAAAAGGGGUGUUGGGGAAAGGGGGUAAAAAAGGGCAAUAUACCAAAAUGAUAGAUGAGUGACGGGGUGUACAAAAUGAGAUGUAUGAUUGAUGAUGGACAC
This is a messenger RNA of Podospora pseudocomata, 1548 nucleotides long. It is a transcript of the gene URA4, whose product is annotated as dihydroorotase. Gene Ontology annotation, molecular function: dihydroorotase activity. Lineage: Eukaryota; Fungi; Ascomycota; Sordariomycetes; Sordariales; Podosporaceae. The transcript is spliced from 3 exons. Bases 182 to 1420 code for a protein of 412 amino acids. Gene Ontology annotation, biological process: pyrimidine nucleotide biosynthetic process; 'de novo' pyrimidine nucleobase biosynthetic process. The record is from RefSeq and is a predicted model, not a curated record. Gene Ontology annotation, cellular component: cytoplasm.